Molecule: messenger RNA, 288 nt
Organism: Didymodactylos carnosus
Lineage: Eukaryota; Metazoa; Rotifera; Eurotatoria; Philodinida; Philodinidae
Source: the annotation of a GenBank genome assembly
AUGAUUGAAGAUAAAAGUGUACCAGUAGUUUAUGCAUUCUUAACUAGAAAAUCCGAACGAUUAUAUAAAGAAAAGUUUAACGAAAUUAUUAAUAAUAUUGCCGAAGAACCAAAAUUUGUUACUAUUGAUUUUGAAAUUGCAGUAGCCAAUGCUCCUAAAGCAGCAUUUCGAAAUGUCACUGUUUUCUGGUGUUUUUUUCAUUAUAAACAAGCAGCAUGGCAUAAAAUUAUGAAACUUCGAUUAAACGACAAAUUUAUAGAAGACCGUGAUUAUAAGACAUCGUAUUAA